Racocetra fulgida is the source of this 123-nucleotide messenger RNA. Lineage: Eukaryota; Fungi; Glomeromycota; Glomeromycetes; Diversisporales; Gigasporaceae. The record is from the annotation of a GenBank genome assembly.
AAUUAAGUGAUGAUGAACUAGAACAAGGUGAUGAAGAAUAUUCUGGGAUACUUCAAGUUAGUCAGGGAACUUGGUUUUUAAUUGAUGAGACCGUUAUGGAAGAAGGAAAACUCGAUGAUAUUG